Alligator mississippiensis (American alligator) is the source of this 2869-nucleotide messenger RNA. RefSeq names its product SRY-box transcription factor 21 (gene SOX21). The record is from RefSeq and is a predicted model, not a curated record. NCBI's taxonomy places the organism in Eukaryota, Metazoa, Chordata, Crocodylia, Alligatoridae. Gene Ontology annotation, biological process: cell differentiation; anatomical structure morphogenesis; regulation of DNA-templated transcription. Gene Ontology annotation, molecular function: DNA-binding transcription factor activity, RNA polymerase II-specific; RNA polymerase II cis-regulatory region sequence-specific DNA binding. The coding region runs from base 586 to 1401 and encodes 271 amino acids. The transcript has a single exon.
ACACCCCGCGCACGCAACAUAUAGGCAGCCCCAUGCACAUGCCCACGCAGAGCGGCCCGUACCUGCCUGCCUGCCGGCGCCGGCCGCUGCACGGGGGCAGGAGCAAGAAGAGGAGGAGGAAGGAGGAGGAGGAGGAGGAGGGGGUAUGUGCGCGGGGCUGCCUCACCGCGGCCACCUCCGCCUGCCUUAACCUCCCCCCCGCCCAAGGCGCGCGGCUCCUCCCUCCGCGCGCACAGCCCGGCGGAGAAGCAGCCCGGCGAAGCCGCCUCAAACUUGCUCGAGUUACUUAAGUCGGAGCCUGAUCCCGCGGAGCCGCCGCCGCCGCGCAGCCGUGGGCGAGGAGCAGGUGCCGCCGGACGCGGGGGCGCUGCUGUGAGGCGGCCCCGCGGAUGCUGCUCUGCCCUCGCAGCGCCCGCCGGCCCCGGCCCCGCCUGAGGAGCCGCGGAGGGGCAGGGGGCUAGCGCGAGCGUCCCCCCCCGUCCGUCCGUCCGUCUGUCCGUUCGUCCCCCCCUCUCCCCCGCCCCGGGAGCUUAUGGACUGGGCGCUGCCCCGGCGCGCGGGGAGCCCGGCCGCGGCGCGGGCAGCAUGUCCAAGCCGGCGGACCACGUGAAGCGGCCCAUGAACGCCUUCAUGGUGUGGUCGCGGGCGCAGCGGCGCAAGAUGGCCCAGGAGAACCCCAAGAUGCACAACUCGGAGAUCAGCAAGCGCCUGGGCGCGGAAUGGAAGCUGCUGAGCGAGGCGGAGAAGCGGCCCUUCAUCGACGAGGCCAAGCGGCUCCGCGCCAUGCACAUGAAGGAGCACCCCGACUACAAGUACCGGCCGCGCCGCAAGCCCAAGACGCUGCUCAAGAAGGACAAGUUCGCCUUCCCCGUGCCCUACGGCCUGGGCGGCGCGGCGGACGCCGAGCACCACGCGCUCAAGGCGGGCGGGCUGCACGGCGGCGCGGCGGGCGGCGGCCUGGGGCCCGACUCGCUGCUGGGCCACCCCGAUAAGGCGGCCGCUGCCGCCGCCGCUGCCGCUGCCCGCGUCUUCUUCCCGCCGUCGGCCGCCGCCGCCGCCGCGGCCGCCGCAGCCGCCGCCGCCGGGGGCCCCUACUCGCUGCUGGAUCUGGGCUCCAAGAUGGCCGAGAUCUCGUCCUCGUCAGCCGCCGGGCUGCCCUACGCCUCGUCCCUGGGCUACCCCACGGCUGGCGGCUUCCACGCCGCUGCCGCCGCCGCCGCCGCCGCCGGGGGGCACACGCACUCGCACCCCAGCCCGGGCAACCCGGGCUACAUGAUCCCCUGCAACUGCAGCGCCUGGCCCAGUCCCGGCCUGCAGCCGCCCCUCGCCUACAUCUUGCUGCCCGGCAUGGGCAAGCCGCAGCUGGACCCCUACCCCGCGGCCUACGCGGCGGCGCUAUGACCCCCUCCCCGCGGACCGCAGCCUGGACGGGACGGACGGGACGCGUCUGCAGCCCCGCGCGCUGCCUGCGAGCCCGGGGGCUCCUGGCUCGCUCUCCUCGCCUCCCGCACUGCUGGCGCCUCUGCUCCCUCCCCGCCCGGCUGGACGUGUCGUCCUGCGGGAGCCGGGCUGCCUGCCCCCGACCCCGCACCGGGGCGGACGCCUCGCUUCGGGCACGGAGCAGGGGGCGCUCCCCGUCCGGAGGGCUCCGCCGUCGGACUGUAAAUGUGUACAUUCCCGUGGAACCGUCCAGUUUCGGAUGGAAACUCCGUCGCUCCCUUCGCCCACGUUUCGAGUCAGUUUUAGCUUCCACCAAAACCGGACGCCUGUCAAAAACAAUAAAAAGAAACAGAAAGAAACGCAGACCCGUAUUGCGCCCCCCGCCCAAGGAGCGCGGUAUUCUCCGAGGUUAAAUCAGACUUUUUGUCUGAGCGCUAAUUCUAUAUUUAUUAUGUAGCUGAACUGAAGCAGAGCAGCGUUUUGGCAGAAGAAUACUCUCCUUUUCAAGGAACCUCCCCACCCCCCACCCCUCUCCCCAAGAAAACAUGAAGUGUUGAAAUGUGUUUUGGAGUAUCCUACUUGUUUAGCUUAUUUUUAGAGCAACUGCAAUUCAAUUGCAAAUACUGAUUUAAAAGAGAGAGAGAGAAAAACAAAACCACGACAAUUUUAGAGAAAAAUCCUUCAUCAGUUAGAGUUCUUUUUUUUUUUUUUUUGUUUCUUUUUGUAAUGUGUAUAUUUUGACUAAUGUUUGUGAAUGGAGCUGGCUAACCUGUAUUUAGUUUCAAUUUUUGGCUUUAUGUAAUAUAAAGUAAAAAGGAAAAAAAAGACAAAACACACAAAAGUUUAAGGAUGGGUUUUAACAUUUACGUGUCAAUGGUUUUCCUGUGUGAUCUUCUAAUUUAAAAUUAGACGUCUAAACUAUAUCUGUAAAUUAGAAUCCGACUACCACUCUGUUCGUUUUUGAACAAAGAGUUUAAAUAAAGCCUGAAGCAGGGGGAAAAAAAAGAGAAAAUCCUCUAUUUCUUGUUGAAUGACUAACAAGAUUUUUAUCUGAAUCGCCCUGACGGUGCCCGGUCCAGGUGAAGUGUAAGGUAUCCUCCAAAGGCUGCCUUUGUUUCACUUUUGAAUAGAUGGACUAGGAAAUCUAAAUCAAGCCAUUGUUAUUCAGAGCCAAAAAACCUGAUUUAUCACAUUUUGAAUCGUGAAUAGGAAAAGAAGAUAAAAAAACAAGUCGUUGUAUUAUCAAAAAAAAAGAAAAAAGAAAAAAGAAAAAAAAAGCCUUCAUGAACCUGUUCAUUGAAUACACUGAGACCGUUCAAAAGCAUUUAAUCGGUUUCCAGUAACAUUUGCUGAGUGGAAAGUUGCCUGACCACUUUAUCUUGUUAGCAUGAGAGCUUCGCUACUUAAACCCGUGUAAUUUGUUCACGUA